CUUCAGUUUAUCCGUAGACACCAGUAUUCAGGCUGUCAGUGCAACUACACUAGUUUGCUGUGUCUCUCCUUCUCAGUUCAAAGCUGCGUUUUUAAACCCGUCGGCUUCCUAGAGCAAAGUGUAAAGAUGGCACAGUCCGUUUUGAUUGUUGCUGUUCUCUCAGUUGUGCUGUCCGGUGUGUUUGCUGGAGUGUUUUUUAACCCAAAACAACCGUGUUAUGUCCGCUCACCGAGGAGAAACGACUUUGGGCUGAGGACUGCUCCUCGCCCUCAUGAGUAUUUAAACAUUUCUGAUCUGCCCAAAUCCUGGGACUGGAGGAACUUGAAUGGUAUAAACUAUGUGAGCACGACCCGUAACCAGCACAUUCCACAGUACUGCGGCUCCUGCUGGGCCCACGGCAGCACCAGCGCUAUGGCAGACCGCAUCAACAUUAAGAGGAAAGGAGCAUGGCCAUCAGCUUACCUCUCUGUCCAGCAUGUCAUCGACUGUGGUGACGCUGGAAGUUGCCAUGGAGGGGAUCACACUGGAGUUUGGCAGUAUGCUAACACUCAUGGCAUCCCAGAUGAGACCUGCAACAACUACCAGGCCAAAGACCAGCAAUGCAAACCCUUCAACGAAUGUGGCACCUGUACCACCUUUGGAGUGUGCAACAUUGUGAAGAACUACACCCUGUGGAAAGUGGGAGAUUAUGGAGAUGUGAGUGGGAGAGAGAAGAUGAUGGCAGAGAUCUAUGCCCGAGGGCCCAUCAGCUGUGGGAUUAUGGCCACAGAUAAACUGGAUGCCUACACUGGAGGUCUGUACUCUGAAUAUCAGGAGGAACCUUUCAUCAAUCACAUCGUGUCGGUGGCGGGGUGGGGAGUGGAGAACGGCGUGGAGUACUGGAUCGUACGUAACUCAUGGGGAGAACCAUGGGGUGAGAAAGGUUGGCUCAGGAUCGUGACCAGCGCCUACAAGGGAGGAAGUGGCAGCAAAUACAACCUGGCUGUGGAAGAGGACUGCAUGUUUGGAGACCCGAUUGUCCCUAAAUCCUACGAGUAGACACCAAAGAGUGAAGAGGUUGCCACUGCACUGUUGUGUGUUUCUGUUUCAGGCAGAGGAUUUUUUACAUUAAAUAGUGAAGGGAAUGAGUUUAAGUUUUUGUUUCAGAGAUCUUCGGGUUUUUUAUUUUACUCAGGAUGCAUAUCAGACCUGAUUGAAUCAAUGCAGUCUUUAUUUUUAUCACAUCGAGGGCUGUUUGACAGUCAAGAACUUAAUGGGUUAAUUUGAGGGAACAUUGAAGUAGAGUGUGACACUUUAUUCAAGCACUGUGUGCUGAAUAGUCACAAUGGAUGAAUGCGAAUGCCUAAUUUCAUUUGAUUUAGAGGGAAAAACUUUUGUUGCUGUUGUUGAUAGUUUUAAUGUAAAUUCAACUGAAUUCAAAGCCAAAGAGUAGUAUUUAUGAUUAGUACUGCACUGUCAGACACUGGAGGUUUUCAGUGCCAAUGUUCAUGCUUUAUGUUCUGCACAAUGCUCUGAAUAAGGAUUUUUUAAAAAAGGAAAAUCAACUCUGAGUGUGCCUUACAGGACUUUCACUCAAAUGUGUUCAUAUAAUAUCUUCAUAUCUGAAUAGUCAUCACAUGGUACAUUUAGCAAAAAUGUAUUUUUUUGUUUACAAACUUUGCCAAUAAACACAACUUUAUAUGAUUCUUCACA
Cheilinus undulatus (humphead wrasse) is the source of this 1692-nucleotide messenger RNA. RefSeq names its product cathepsin Z (gene ctsz). Gene Ontology annotation, cellular component: lysosome. The coding region runs from base 127 to 1038 and encodes 303 amino acids. Gene Ontology annotation, molecular function: cysteine-type endopeptidase activity. The transcript is spliced from 6 exons. The record is from RefSeq and is a predicted model, not a curated record. Lineage: Eukaryota; Metazoa; Chordata; Actinopteri; Labriformes; Labridae.